Messenger RNA from Acanthoscelides obtectus, 1257 nucleotides. The record is from the annotation of a GenBank genome assembly. NCBI's taxonomy places the organism in Eukaryota, Metazoa, Arthropoda, Insecta, Coleoptera, Chrysomelidae.
AUGGAUAGUUUGUAUACUAUUCAGCUAGUCUAUAAACUAGCUAAAGGGAACUGCCUGUUUAUUAACGAAAAGAGCGUCAAUACAGUGCUGUCGAAAAAAAUUGAUGCUUCACUUGGGCAAAUCAAAAAUGAAAUUCUUGCCAUAAAGGAUGAGCUGCUGAAACAUGCUGUCAAGGAGACUAACCCUCCAGCUGAUCCUCCUCAUUAUUCUGAUGUACUGCGCAACAGAACUCAACCAGCCAUUGUUAUUCGUCCGAAAAAUACUAAUCAGUCAGUAACUCAAACCAAGACGGACAUUCUAAAGUCAGUUGAUCCUUUUGAAGCCAACAUUCAUCUGGGUAAAGUUUGUGAUAUCAAGGAAGGUGGGAUAGUGCUUGGUUGUAAGAGCAAAGCGGAUAACUUAAAACUGCUUUCCAUUGCAACAGAGAUGUUAGGUGAUUCAUACGUCAUCAAAGAAGUUGCUGGCAUUCAUCCUAGGGUACGAAUAGUUGGAUUGACUGGCGAAUACUCCGAUGAGCAGAUACGUAGCUACCUUCUGAAGGAUAAUCCUGACGUGUUUUGUGGUGAUGUUGAGUGUAAAGUUUUGAAAACAUAUGCUGUUAAAAAAAAUAAUAGAAUCUUCCAAUCUGUCUUACAAAUAGAUAGAGUUUCCUAUGUUAGGGUCAUGAAGGCAGGAUCUGAUCGUAAGUUUUCAGCAGUGAAUUUGAGGAAAGGUGGAGGAGUGGCUGUUGCUGUUAGGAGUGAAUAUAAGUCAUCUGCCAUUGAUAUAUAUGUGUACCCACCUUUCAACCAGGUCAGUCCAAAGAUAGAUAUUUUAGUAAUUAAAGUCAGUGUCCAUUACUCCAAAAUAUAUGUGAUUAAUCUGUACAUACCUCCUCAGGUAACCGUUAUCGACUAUGAAAUCUUGUUGGAAGCGAUACAUAGUCUAGCGCUUUUACAUACUGGCAGUAUUUUCAUUGUUGGGGACUUUAAUAUAACAUCAUAUGCUGAUUAUCUUGAAAAUAGUAUCUCAAAUAGUUACAUAAACACUUUAAAUGUUUUAGCAAGAUUUUUCAAUGUCAUUCAGUAUAAUUACAUACACAAUGACAGUGGAAAUUUGCUAGACUUAAUUUGGAGCAAUGCCAUUUGCUAUGUUGAACAUACUGAUGAUGCGUUAGUGUGUGAGGAUCCCCAUCAUCCUGCAUUGAUUGACACUGUGAGUCAUUUUCCUUCCACCAAACAUAAUAACUGUGCUAUAUUUUCAUGUAAGCAGGUCUAA